Molecule: messenger RNA, 2027 nt
Organism: Strongylocentrotus purpuratus (purple sea urchin)
Lineage: Eukaryota; Metazoa; Echinodermata; Echinoidea; Camarodonta; Strongylocentrotidae
Exons: 6
Coding region: 141-2027 (628 amino acids)
Source: RefSeq, a predicted model, not a curated record
CACGACAUACGAAACACAAGAUGGCGCUACAGUAGACGCGGGAAUUUCAAGAAACUCUCUUGCCAUCGAAAAAGUAUUUGAAUGAACAGCUACAGGGAAGGUUUCUAAAUUUGGAACUUCAACAUCACGACCAUUGGAAAAUGGGGAAAAGAAAGCAACGGCCAGUUCUUCACCAACAAGAACAAUGUGAUGUUUGGCUGAGUACCGCAGAAAAGAAGGAACAAACACCAGCAGCAAAGAGGCAGAGAUUGUUAAGACCAAUCACAAACAUCUCCGAUCUCAUCCUCUCAUCUCAACCAGUCAAAGCAGGAACCAAACAAACAGACAUCAAACACUUCUUUGCUCCAAAAUCAGCAAUGGGCAAAGAAAAUGCUGCUUCUAAAGCUUCUUCGUCAUCAGGAGGUAUUUCCAAGCCGACAAGCAAAGCCAGGAAUAAGAGAUCUGUAUCAGAGCUCCCAAAACAACGAACACUGGAAAACACAACAUCUUUCAAGAGUCGACAGAAUAACGAAGCAGAAUCUUCAAGUGCAAUAUCUAGGACUCAUUUUAAUGUAAGCGAACCCCAUUUAACCUGGGCAUCUAAGAUUGAUGAAUACGAACCAACUCCACCGCACGACACCAGAGAAACAGACAUCCCUUUGUCUUCACAAGAUUUGAACUCCAAUGAACUGUUUCAGAUUUCUCAGGAUAUUCCCCGAAUCUCCAGUGAGGAUGAAGAAGCAGAAGAUAUGACUUUCACGAUGGGAACGCAGGGUUGCUUGAAGGUGAAAGGAUCAAAGACGAGACAAGAUGUUGACUAUGAUACUUUUGAUACCAAGGAGUGCUUAAAGACUGUUGCAGAACAAUCUGAUGAUCUUCUAGACAUGGUGUCCACUAACUCCAGACGAGAUGCCAAUAAAUUUGUAAAAGUCUUUUCGACCGAGGGCAUGAAAUCUCACAACGACUUUCAGAGGUCUCAGGAUAUUCCUAAAUCUGAAAGACCCAAUGCAUCAGUGUAUUGUGACUUUGUUCAGAGGGAACAGUCUGAAGAUGUCACUUUUACCAUGGGGUCUCAAGGAUGCUUGAAGAUCAAGCGAUCAAACACAAAGAGACACAUUGGCCCUGAUAUCAGUAAUACCCAGAGGUGCUUCAAUACUCUUAUGGCUAAUUCUGAACUGUCUGCCAAAUCAGAUGAUGUUCCAGACUCUCCGCAUUCCCAGAAUAUUCAGGAUACCCCCAGAGUUACUGAAAACUUUUCACAAGAGCUUUAUGAAUCCAGAAUCAAUGAAGCAUCAGGAGAUAUCUCAUUUACUAUAGGUACUCAGGGAUGUUUGGAAGUGAAACAAUCAAGAUGUGUUGACAAUGACAGCCAUGAUACGCAGGAGAUUGGUGCUGUUAAUUCUGAACUAUGUUCCUCACAAGAUGGUAUUCAUGAAUCUUCAACACCAUUACUUAAAGACUCAAAUGAAGAUGUAGCCUUUACAAUGGGUUCUCAAGGUUGCCUGAAGGUUAGAGAUAGCAAGAGUCGGCGAUCAAAUAUCACAUCAGAGGACUCAUUACAAGAUGUAGCUUUCACAAUGGGUUCUCAAGGUUGUCUGAAGGUCAGAGAUUCCAAGAGUCAAAGGUUGCAUGUCACACCCUCAGAGGACUUGUCACAAGAUGUAGCGUCCACAAUGGGUUCUCAAGGUUGUUUGAAGGUCAGAGAUUCCAAAAGUCAAAGGUCAAAUGUCACAUCAUCAGAGGACUUGUCACAAGAUGUAGCGUCCAUAAUGGGUUCUCAAGGUUUUCUGAAGGUCAGAGAUCCUAAGGGUCAUAGGUCAAAUGUCACAUCAUUAGAAGACUUGUCACAAGAUGUAGCUUUCACAAUGGGUUCUCAAGGUUGUCGGAAGGUCAGAGAUCACGAGGGUCAUAGGUCAAAUGUCACAUCGUCAGAGGACUCAUUACAAGAUAGAUCACAAGAGUCGAAGGACAAAUGUCACAUCGUCAGAGGACUUGUCACAAGAUGUAGCUUUCACAAUGGGUUCUCAAGGUUGUUUGAAGGGUCAUAG